Messenger RNA from Sclerotinia sclerotiorum 1980 UF-70, 243 nucleotides. RefSeq lists its product as hypothetical. The transcript is spliced from 2 exons. The coding region runs from base 1 to 243 and encodes 80 amino acids. The record is from RefSeq and is a predicted model, not a curated record. Gene Ontology annotation, molecular function: racemase and epimerase activity, acting on carbohydrates and derivatives. Lineage: Eukaryota; Fungi; Ascomycota; Leotiomycetes; Helotiales; Sclerotiniaceae.
AUGUUGUAUUGGAGAAUUGAUUCUAUCUUUCAUGACCCUGAAUCAAAUAUUCUUUUCGCGUCGUUCAAAUAUGUAGGAUAUGAUUAUGCGGGUGAUAUGGAGAAAAUGAGGGAAAAUCCAAAGGUUAGAGAGUGGUGGGAAAUGACGGAUUCAUUUCAAGAGACGUUGGUUGAGGGGAGUAAAGGAAGUACGGAUGAGAAGGGUUGGUGGAAGGGUAUUGAUCAGGUUUUUUAUGUGGCAUGA